GAAGUAUCAAUUGAACGUGUUCCUUUUUACGGGAGUAGCAGUUGCAUGUGGGCAGGAUUAUUCCCCCGCAUUAGGCCCUUUUUCGGUCUGAGGCCUAAUUAUUUAUCGAUUUUCACUAUCAGGCGAAAUGCCUCAAGAAUGUCUUCUCAACAAAUCCCUUCAUCUCCUGAGCCCUUGGUUGUGGUCAUGGGCUCAACAGGAACGGGCAAAUCUGAUCUUGCCGUAGAAAUCGCCCGCCGCUUCAACGGUGAGAUUAUCAACGCCGACGCCAUGCAGAUGUACGAGGGUUUGCCCAUCAUCACCAACAAGAUCACCCCGGAGGAGCAGCGCGGCGUGCCCCAUCACCUCCUCGGCAUGAUCGGCCUCGAGGAGCCGACGUGGAAUGUACACCACUUCCGCAGGGAGGCCAGCAGCAUCAUCCGCGAGAUCCGUAGCAGGGGCCACCUGCCCAUCCUCGUCGGCGGCACGCACUACUAUCUGGACGGCCUGCUCUUCGACCACCAUCUCGUCGCCGCCUCCCCGCCGCCUGAGGAGGGGGACAAGGAUUGUCCAGCACCCGCAGCAGACCUCCCCGCCACCCCAAUUUCUCGGGAUCCCGCCCUCGAGGAGGCUUCAACCGAGGAGCUGAUGGCUCGGCUGCGCGAAGUCGACCCCGUCGAGGCAGACAGGCGACACCCCAAGGACAGGCGCAAGAUAAUGCGGUCCCUGGAAAUCUACCUGACCACCGGCCGGCGGGCAUCUGACAUCUACGCCGAGCAGAGGGAGACCAAGGCAAAGAUGCAGCAGCAGCGGCGGCCGUCCGACGGCGACCAAUCGUCGCAGCAGGGUCACGCACCCAUCUUCUUCUGGGUGCACUCGGAACGCGGCGUCCUCAACGAUCGUCUCGAGCGCCGCGUUGACAAGAUGCUGGACAAUGGCCUCAUCGAAGAGACGCGCCAGAUGCAUGCCUACCUGCGCCGAUCUACCCUGGAAGGCAUCACUAUAGACCGGACGACGGGCAUCUGGCAGUCGAUUGGCUUUAGCGAGAUCGAACCGUACCUGGACGCCCUGCACAGACAGGCCGAGGGUGAAAGCAUUCGAGAACAGGAACUGGGGGCCUUGAAGCUCGCGGGGGUGGAUUUGAUCAAGCAGGCAACUAGGCGGUAUGCCAAGGGUCAGGUUCGUUGGAUUACGUACAAGACCUUACCUCUGAUUCAAGACGCAAACAUGCUUCCCAACCUGUUCCUGAUGGACAGCACCGAUGUUACGCGCUGGUCACCUGAAGUCGUCGACAAGGCCCUCAACAUAAUGGACAAGUAUCUUGGUGGACUUCCAUUGCCCGAGCCAGCCGAGGUGUCCAAGGCGGCCCGGGAGGUUCUUGGUACUGUUAUUGCGUCAAGCAACCAAAAGGAGACUCCGUGCAACAAGACGUGCGAAGUGUGUCACAUCACGGUACUUACGGAGGAAAAAUGGCUUGUCCAUAUCAGAGGUCACCGCCAUAAGCGGGCGGUCAAGUCUGCCAACAAAAGAGCAUUUGUUGCUGCCUAUUUGGAGGGUAAAGAACGAGGUGCAGCUGAGAAAAUACAGGACGAGAACGACGAUGAACCAGUCGCUCUCCGUGCUGAAGAUAACCAAUAAUACAAGAAAAAUAUGGGAACGAAAUGUAAUGAACAAAACCAUGAGGUUCUUCUGGCAUCAAGGCGUGACAAAAUAUAUGGCGCUAGUUUUGGGAAGAUAUCAACAUCGCUAGAGAAAAGAACGAUUGCUCGCGAGAGAAAUGUCAGAAUGAAUUGCAAGGUCAACAUGACAGCCAUCAAGGCAACCAGCAGAGAGGAAUCGUCUUGUGCAACGAUACCAAUAGCUAGCCAGACA
Messenger RNA from Pyricularia grisea, 1851 nucleotides. RefSeq lists its product as uncharacterized. Gene Ontology annotation, biological process: tRNA modification. Gene Ontology annotation, cellular component: mitochondrion. The record is from RefSeq and is a predicted model, not a curated record. Bases 46 to 1617 code for a protein of 523 amino acids. The transcript has 2 exons. Gene Ontology annotation, molecular function: ATP binding; tRNA dimethylallyltransferase activity. Lineage: Eukaryota; Fungi; Ascomycota; Sordariomycetes; Magnaporthales; Pyriculariaceae.